Molecule: messenger RNA, 1957 nt
Organism: Salvia hispanica
Lineage: Eukaryota; Viridiplantae; Streptophyta; Magnoliopsida; Lamiales; Lamiaceae
Product: 4-coumarate--CoA ligase-like 6
Biological process (GO): ubiquinone biosynthetic process
Cellular component (GO): peroxisome
Molecular function (GO): CoA-ligase activity
Source: RefSeq, a predicted model, not a curated record
ACACAAAUUUAUAUCGAACUUAUCACGUGCUGCUUUCCGAUAACUUUUUUGUUUAUUAAAAUAGGCCAAGAGCAAAAACGAUUGCCACAAUUUAAGCAUUUUGGGCUUUGAUUCUCUCUCUUUCUCCAAUGGCUGAAGAAGAACAUGGUGGGAUCAAUGAAUCAUCCAAAUCUCCUUUGUAUUCACCUCAAACAGGGGUGUAUUCCAGCAAAUACCCGUCUAUCAACCUGCCUUCUGACCCUCUUCUUGAUGUUGUUUCUUUCAUUUUCUCACAUAAACAUAAUGGCCAGCAUGCACUCGUUGAUUCACCAUCUGGGCUUUCCGUUCCAUACUCAAAGCUCUCAUCUUUGGUCAAAUCCAUGGCUGCCGGUCUUCACCAUUUAGGCGUGAAGCAAGGUGAUCUAAUCUUGAUUUUGCUCCCCAAUUCUGUUUGCUUCCCUUUAGUUACCUUGGGUGCUAUGAGUCUUGGUGCAGUUGUGACCCCCAUGAACCCUUUAAGCAAUUUGUUAGAGUUAAAACAUGUUCUUGAUUGUAAUCCAACUUUAGCUUUUGCUGCAAAUGAUAAGGUUGAUGAGUUAGUUCAUGCCUUAGGUGGAUGCCCCGUAGUCGGGGUGCCCGAAGCUCUAGACUUGAACUCUCUGUCUAGUGAUGAUUCUGUUUUUCAUAAGCUGAUUUCUAGUGAUCCUGCAAUGGCACCAAGGCCUAGAAUUAAGCAGCAGGACACUGCUGCGAUUUUGUACUCGUCGGGCACUACUGGUAGGUCUAAAGGUGUUAUGUUGAGUCAUGGGAACUUCAUAGCCAUGAUUGAGCUCUUUGUGAGAUUUGAAGCUACUCUUUAUGACUAUCCCAGUUCAGAGAAUGUCUACUUGGCUGCUAUCCCAAUGUUUCAUGUGUAUGGACUGUCGUUAUUCGUUUUGGGAUUGUUGUCGUUGGGGAGUACUAUUGUUGCUAUGAAAAGAUUUAAUGCUGAUGAAAUGGAGAGAGCUGUUGUGAGAUAUGGUGUCACUCACCUUCAUUGUGUUCCACCUAUACUGGUAGAGUUGACAAAGAGAGCUAGGAGAGGUGGUGGUAGUAGUUUUCAGAGAUUGAAGCAGGUUUGUUGUGGGGCUGCUCCUGCGGCCGAGAAGAGCAUAACUGAUAUGAUUGAGACACUCCCCCAUGUCGAUUUCAUUCAGGGUUAUGGCCUGACCGAAUCAGCUGCUUUGGCAACUCGCGGAUACAAUACCGUUGGAGCUCAUAAAUAUACGUCUGCAGGACUUCUGUCGCCUAAUGUUGAAGCUAAAGUGGUAGACUGGGUCACAGGUGCUCACUUGCCUCCAGGAUCCGCUGGCGAGCUUUGGUUGCGCUCACCUGGAAACAUGAAAGGGUACUUGAAUAACAUCGAUGCAACCAUGCUUGCACUUGACAAAGAUGGUUGGUUACAUACUGGGGACAUCGUUUAUUUUGAUCAAGACGGAUACUUGUUUGUGAUUGACCGCUUGAAAGAGGUCAUCAAGUACAAAGGCUUCCAGAUUGCUCCAGCUGAUUUAGAGUCAGUUCUGAUGUCACACCCGGAAAUACUUGAUGCGGCCGUUACAGGGGGCCGGGAUGAAGAGGCGGGAGAGAUCCCUGUGGCAUUUGUUGUCCCCAAAGAAAGGAGUUUUCUCACUGAAGCAGCUGUGAUGAACUACGUAGCGAAGCAGGUUGCACCAUAUAAGAAAGUGAGAAAGGUCUACUUUCGGUCAUCUAUACCGCGAUCACCAGCCGGAAAAAUACUCCGGAGGGAGCUCAAGAACUUGUUAGUUUCGAAGCUUUAGGUCUAUAUACAUGAAGCAGAAGAUGAUAAUGGAAUGUUUAUUCAUGUGCUGAUUGAGAUCAGCCUCACAUUUCAUCAAUAAAAUAUGUGGACUCACAUUGUAGUUAAAUCAACAAUUGAUAUUUUAUUGAUCUAGAAAAUUCUAAACUCUAAUCCUCUAAA